UCUCUCUUUCUAUAAUUCUACUCGCGAUAUCUCUACACAGUUUCCCCCAAAUCAUAAAAGGGGAGAAUCAAAACCUAAUCUUUUCUCCCGACGAAGCACUAGAAUGGAGGGAAAUAAAGACGACGCUCUGAAGUGCUUGAAGAUCGGUAAGGACGCCAUCGAUUCCGGCGAUCGAGGUCGAGCGGCGAAGUUUCUCAACAAAGCUCGCCGGCUGGAUCCCAGUCUCCCCAUCGACGAUCUUCUGUCAAAGGUCGAGAACCAGUCGUCUGAUGGCGAAUCCGCAAGUUCUGCUGGACCGAAAGCUGAUACUUCAACCAAACCUUCCGAUCAGCCAUCUGUUCGAUAUCGUGGAACUCCGAAUGGCGCAUCAGCUUCAUCAGCAUCUUCUUCUUCAUCCUCGGCAGUGUAUACUGAGGAGCAGGUAACUAUUGUGAGGCAGAUUAAGAAGAAGAAGGAUUACUACGAGAUCUUAGGGCUGGAGAGGAAUUGCUCUGUUGAGGAUGUACGGAAAGCCUACAGGAAACUGUCCCUGAAGGUUCAUCCCGAUAAAAAUAAAGCUCCAGGAGCCGAAGAGGCAUUUAAGUUGGUGUCAAAGUCGUUUCAGUGCCUCAGCAAUGAAGAGAACAGGAGGAAAUAUGAUGUAACUGGAUCUGAAGAGCCUGUUUUUGAGAGACGCACAACUAGGCAUGCCGGACAGGGUUACAACGGAUUUUAUGACACCGAUUUUGAUGCUGAUGAAAUAUUUAGGAACUUCUUCUUCGGUGGUGGAAUGCCUCCUGCAACAGCUCAGUUCAGGACUUUCAACUUCGGGGGAGGAAUGGGCCACAGGACGGGUGAUCAGGGGUCUGGUGGUUUCAAUAUGCGCACCCUUAUUCAGUUGCUGCCUGUGAUACUGUUUUUGUUGCUGAACUUUUUGCCAUCUUCGGAACCCAUCUACUCACUCUCAAGGGUGUAUCCAUAUGAAUACAAGUUCACCACGCAGGGGGAAGUGAAUUUCUAUGUUAAGUCGACCAAGUUCGAGCAGGAUUACCCUCGUGGGACUGCAGAACGUUUGAAUCUUGAGAGACAAGUGGAGAGGGAUUAUGUUUCUGUUUUGGCACAGAACUGUCGGUCUGAGUUGCAGAGGCAGCAGUGGGGAUUCAUAAAGGAGACGCCUCACUGUAACAUGUUGCAGCAAUAUCAGUCAGCUACUGCUGCUUGAUGACUUCGGUUGAGAGUGCAUGUUCAACACAUGAUCUUCUUGCAAAGCACAUGAAGGGUAUGUACUUGCAACAAGAAAUGAAGGAUGAUAGUUAAUGGUUCCUGGAUGUAUCAAAGAUGGAUUUUCUUCUUACUUUCAUCCACUUGGCAUUUAUAUUUUUUCUCGAGAAACUUGGGUGUGUUAUAGAUGCACCUUGAAUUUUCGUGCAGAAUUAUUUAUAUAAUAUCUGCUAUCAUAUGCAAUAAUGGGAAUGCUUUUAGUGGUAAUUAGAGAAUUUAUACAUGUCAAUUGUUGUUCAUAGUAGUAUGGCCAUGAUGUCCUCUACUAUUAUGUAUAAACUGAUUUCAUUUUCAGAUUCAGUAGUGCCUAUAUUGAAGUAUUUGCAUUUAUGUGUC
This is a messenger RNA of Tripterygium wilfordii, 1596 nucleotides long. RefSeq names its product chaperone protein dnaJ 49-like. Gene Ontology annotation, molecular function: Hsp70 protein binding. The coding region runs from base 104 to 1201 and encodes 365 amino acids. The transcript is spliced from 3 exons. Gene Ontology annotation, biological process: cellular response to misfolded protein. Lineage: Eukaryota; Viridiplantae; Streptophyta; Magnoliopsida; Celastrales; Celastraceae. The record is from RefSeq and is a predicted model, not a curated record. Gene Ontology annotation, cellular component: endoplasmic reticulum membrane.